Sceloporus undulatus (fence lizard) is the source of this 1554-nucleotide messenger RNA. RefSeq names its product GDNF family receptor alpha like (gene GFRAL). The record is from RefSeq and is a predicted model, not a curated record. Gene Ontology annotation, biological process: nervous system development. The coding region runs from base 1 to 1554 and encodes 517 amino acids. NCBI's taxonomy places the organism in Eukaryota, Metazoa, Chordata, Lepidosauria, Squamata, Phrynosomatidae. Gene Ontology annotation, molecular function: signaling receptor activity. The transcript is spliced from 9 exons. Gene Ontology annotation, cellular component: external side of plasma membrane; signaling receptor complex.
AUGACGCUCAUAUGCCAUCAUGAUGACAUUUCUGGCGAGCGCUGUUUGGGCACUCGGACACCCGCGCAUCAUCAUCACAUGCCCCGUGUGGACAGGGGCAUUGCAAGAUGGCGCAUGGUUGCUGAAAUGCUUGCACUACAUUCCAUGAGUGCAUCUACUUUGCACACCCAAAUCUCCAGAUGUCAACAGCUGAAAGAGAAAUGCAUUACAGCAGGGGAUGAAUGUGAAAGUGUCUGGCAUUUACUGGAAGAAGUUUGCUAUGUUUCAGGCAACAGCUGUGUUGUGCAAGAUUCAGCUAACUGCAAUAAAAUCAUCCAAUUCUUAGUUGAUCAGUUCUCAGAAUUUAAAGAUUGCAUGUGCACAAAGGAUAACUGCAGCAUGAAAACAUUCCAGGUCAAGGAAUGCUCCAGUCAUCAAGGACAACCAGAGCAUUCCUCGUCCACACGAAAAUUUCCACAGCAGACCAAAUCCCAAGUAACGGGGCUCAUGGGCUUGUUAGGCAGAAAUGAUUGCUUUGUUGCCAAGGAACUGUGCCGAGGAGACGAUUCCUGUUCUACCCGUUAUAAGAAUUUCCUGAGAGCCUGCAGAGCAGAGACAGCCAAAUGUAGCCUCCCAAUGGCAGGGCAGCAAUGCUUUACAGCAUGGAAGGAGCUGCAGAGGACAAUCCUGGGGAACUGCACCUGUCCAGAACCAGUGCAGAGAAGGUGCACAAAAAUCUGGAAACACAUCUUUAACAACACCUGUUUAGACUAUGCACAAGGGUUUUACAACCCAGCCACCAGUAAGGAAAGCUACACAGAUCGGAUGAAAAUAAAAUCACAGUGGAAGUCAUCAGCCCUUUCAAACUAUGAGUACAAACACCGGCAGUCCUGUUUCCAACUAAAUGUGGAAUGUGUUAAUGAUGAAGUCUGUAACAGACAAUUAGCUUUAUAUCUUCGAGUUUGCCAGGCAAAUGGAACACAGUGCAAAAUGAGACAAUGCCAAGAAGCACUACAGUUCUUCUAUGAAAAUAUGCCUUUCAAUGUUGCCCAGAUGUUGACAUUUUGCGAUUGCAUGCUGUCAGAUGAAAAUUGCCACCAGGCCAAAGGACUCCUUCAUGGCAAACCAUGUGCAGUCCAUUUGGUUCCAGCACCUUCAUGUCUUAGCAUAAUUCACACAUGCCAAGCAAACACUCUCUGUCGGGUCAAAUAUGAGAAUUUUACAUCAAAGUGUUUAAAAUACAUCAGCCAAGCAUGCCUUGAAGAUAAAGCCUGCCUACAGUUUUUGGACAGCAGUGAUCUGAUUUGUUCUGACAGUGAUGAGUGCAAAGCAGCUUACAUAAAUCUGAGGGGCUCUGCCCUUCAAGUUGAGUGCUCUUGCGACACCACUUCAACGGAUGAACGGUCUGCAUGCAAAUGGUUCCAACAAGUGUUCCAUGGCAAAUCCUGUUUCAAUCAAAUAUCAGGUGGAAAAGCUGACCUUCAUUCAUCACUUGUGGAUCUAAAUGGAAAAUUACUUCCUGCAACCGGUGAACAGUCUUUCUCUUAUGGAGGUGAAGACAAUGUGAUGGAGUAA